AUGGCAAUGCCAUGCAAUUCAUCCAUGCCUUGGGCAGACUGCGAUGCAGGCCUCCUCGAUUGCGAUGGCAUUGCCACCCGCAAAUGCAGCACUGAAUUUCUUAGCAUAUUGUGCACGACAUUUAUCGAUUGCAUCAAAGACGACAAAGUUCAUGUCGAGAACAGCAGCGCCAACAUGAUAUUCGAGAGUGUGAUGGCAGAGCUGCGACGGCUUUCAUCAUCUACAACCCUCUUUCCAUCAGCAGAGACACAAACACGUUUCUGGGCUCUCUUGUCCCAAGCAAUUGAUGACCAAGUCGCCGCCGUGCAUUCGAAAGUAGACGCACAGAUCAGGGCCGACUUCCUAGUGCGGGCCAACCUGCUCGCGAGGGAAGAAGACCGCCUGUUACAGCGCCUCAAUCGCCCGUCGUAUAAACCAGGUUUGCUACCGUGGGAACAAUUCCUUCUCAAAGGGAGCCCUGGAUGUGGUGUACGCCUGCCUCGCACCACUCCGAACGCUACUCUACAACUCAUGCCAAUUGGCGGAGUAGCGCUCCAUCUCAGGUGGAUGAGAGAUAGACAUCUCACCGCGAAGAAGUGUGAAGGCAUGUACUACCUGGCGUUCCCUCAACCUUGCGACGAACGAAAAUCGCAAGCCACAGAUGUCGUUAACCCUUCGCCGUUUCAGCUACCUACUAGCACUGGUGCCCUCCGGGCAAACACAAUCUCCCUAACUUCUGGUAUGGUAAUACAAUGA
Molecule: messenger RNA, 735 nt
Organism: Histoplasma capsulatum G186AR
Lineage: Eukaryota; Fungi; Ascomycota; Eurotiomycetes; Onygenales; Ajellomycetaceae
Exons: 4
Coding region: 1-735 (244 amino acids)
Source: RefSeq, a predicted model, not a curated record